Cuscuta campestris is the source of this 2031-nucleotide messenger RNA. The record is from the annotation of a GenBank genome assembly. Lineage: Eukaryota; Viridiplantae; Streptophyta; Magnoliopsida; Solanales; Convolvulaceae.
GUGACAUACCAUGACAAUGAUGCCAUCGCGCCGGGAAGGUAGAUUGGCAUUUUCACGCCUCCGACGGAGACCGUUUUUCCCUCUGAAUUCGCAGCCCACAACCAGAUAACCCUUAAACAGGUUGAUGGAGCUAGCGAUGUGAUUAGAGUGUUUGAUCGAGUGUAAUUUAUCUGGAAGAUGGCUUGGUUCGGUAGCGGUAUCUCUCUUGGGAACUUGGAUCUUGCCGGCGCAGUGAACAAACUCAGUGAGAGCGUUAAGAACAUUGAGAAAAACUUCGAUAGCGCUCUAGGCCUAGAGGAUAAAGCCGAUGCCAGUAAUAGCGAAGCAUCAGGGUUAUGGCCUGCAGCAACGGAUCGGAACACACUGUUUAACCCUGUUAUGGCCUUUAUGGGACAUAAAGGUGAGGAGGAUACAAAGUCUCUAGAAGACACUGACACCUCGACGCCCAUCCCUGCUACGGUGGAGAAUGCCAUUGAAGAUUCAGCUGAUUCAGAAAUUGAGAAACCUGCUGCCCCUAUAGAAAGCUAUGAAGCAGAAAUAAGAACGAAUGUAAUAAUUACCUCUGGCAAAGAAGAUAAUGACCUGUCAAGAAAUUCUAAUGUAAAGCUAGAGUAUUCUCCUGAAGAAGCAAGAGACGCUUAUCUGAAACCAGAGCCAGUUAUGUCCACUGAAGACGUGAAUAAUGAAAAUGCAGAACUGGACCCAACUGUAUCUGCUGAAGAAGCUGAUACGAGCUUAGCGAAACAAGGUUCUGCUGAGGAAACAAAACCUGGGAGUGAAGAACAAAAUAUUUCUAGUGCUCUAGUUGAAAGACAAGAUGAACCUGAUUUACCAGCUGAAGUAUUUGAAAGCAAACCUGAGCAUGGCGAGGAAGGAGAGUCUUCUAAAUCACCAAAAAAGGAGGCUUCAAAUGCAGAAUAUAUUGGAAAUCUGGCAGAGUUAGAAUCAAUAUCGACCACUAUUGCCUCUCAAGAUGAACUUCACACUAUAACAUUUCAUCCAUCCAAUGAUUUUGUUAAUUCACAGGAGAACACAAAUGAGACUGAUGAACAGAAGGAAGAGAACAAAGAGGAAGUUUCUCCAGUUGACUUUCAGUAUGAAUCAACCAGUCAUUUUGGAAGUGGAAGGCAUUCUGUUUCUGACUCUGCCGAGUCUAAUAAAACUGGACCUUCGGAGGAACAAUAUGAAACUAACUUUCCUGUUGUCCAACAUGAUGAAGAAGCUUCAGAGAUGGUUUCUGAUUCGAGUUCGCAUACAAAUAAUGUAAUUGCUCAAGCUGUUGAGGUCAACCAGAGAGCAAUCGAUAAUGUGGUAGGUCUUACAGAGCAGUUGAGUUCAGGGACCAACUUGACAGAUGCUUCCAAUAUGGUAGCUGAACUAGAAAAAGUGAAAAGAGAGAUGAAAAUGAUGGAAUCUGCACUGUUAGGUGCUGCUAGACAAGCACAGGCAAAAGCUGAUGAAAUUGCAAAGCUGAUGAAUGAAAAUGAGCAUCUAAAGGCUGUUGUUGAGGAUCUGAGAGGAAAAGCCAGUGAGGUAGAUAUUGAAUCCCUGCGAGAAGAGUACCAUCAAAGGGUUGCAACUCUUGAAAGAAAGGUCUACUCUCUUACCAAAGAAAGGGAUACACUUCGUAGAGAGCACAAUAAGAAGAGUGAUGCGGCUGCUCUUCUGAAGGAGAAAGAUGAAAUCAUUACUCAAGUUAUGGCUGAAGGUGAACAGCUUUCAAAAAAGCAAGCUGCCCAGGAGGCUCAUAUUAGGAAAUUAAGGGCACAGAUUAGAGAGCUAGAAGAAGAGAAGAAAGGACUGCAGACCAAGCUAGAGGUAGAAGAAAAUACAGUGGAGAGUAUAAGAAGGGAUAAGGCUGCAACUGAGAAGUUGCUUCAAGAAACAAUUGAGAAACACCAAUCAGAACUCACAAUUCAAAAAGAAUACUACACAAAUGCUUUGAAUGCAGCGAGGGAAGCUGAAUCAUUAGCUGAAGCACGGGCUAAUAAUGAAGCUAGAACCGAACUUGAGGGUCGUCUAAGAGAGGUC